GUAUUUUGGAAAAAAGUUCCCAGGUGUUCUUGAUACAACUAUCCUAAAUGACUAAAGACAUGAAGAUUAUAAAUUUAAGAAAUUACUCUUAAGGAAAUUUGGUAGCCUGGGAGAUGAAUAUACAAGGUCUUUACUUACAAGAAGUCCCCAAUUUAGUGAGGGAAACAAGUAAUCAACUAAAUGCAGUACAAUAUUGUGAAAGGUGUACCAAAAGAAAUAUAGACAAAUUGCUGACCGUUCUGUGAAGUCGUGGUAAAUGUUGAUCAGAGGAAUUAAGGAAGACAUCACAGAAAGUAUGACAUUUGAGUAUGGAAACUUCAUUGAUAACCUCAGACUCUUCACUAAGGGAGGAAGUGGCGGAAUGGGCUAUCCUCGAUUAGGUGGAGAAGGUGGAAAAGGUGGUGACGUCUGGGUUGUAGCUGAAAAAAAAAUUACUUUAAAACAACUUAAAGACAAAUAUCCUCAGAAACGGUUUGUGGCUGGAGGAGGAACAAACAGUCGGGUUAGUGCGUUGAAAGGCUCCAAAGGAAAAGACUGUGAAAUUCCUGUACCUGUUGGUAUUUCUGUAACUGAUGAAAAUGGUAAAAUUAUAGGAGAGCUCAAUAAAGAGAAAGAAAGAAUUUUGGUAGCUGAAGGAGGUCUUGGUGGCAAAUUACUUACAAAUUUCUUACCAUUGAAAGGCCAGAAACGAAUAAUUCACCUUGAUCUAAAACUUAUAGCUGAUGUAGGCCUAGUGGGAUUCCCAAAUGCUGGAAAAUCCUCUUUGCUAAGUCAGAUUUCUCAUGCAAAACCUGUGAUUGCAGAUUAUGCCUUUACAACCUUAAAGCCUGAACUUGGAAAAAUUAUGUACCAGGAUUUCAAACAGAUAUCAGUAGCUGAUCUUCCCGGUUUAAUAGAAGGAGCACAUAUGAACAAAGGAAUGGGUCACAAAUUCCUCAAGCAUAUAGAAAGAACUAGACAACUACUUUUUGUUGUUGAUAUUUCUGGAUUUCAGCUUUCUUCCCAAACACAAUACAGAACUGCUUUUGAAACCAUAACACUGCUUACAAAAGAAUUGGAGUUGUAUAAAGAAGAGCUUCAGACAAAACCUGCACUACUGGCAGUUAAUAAAAUGGAUUUGCCAGGUGCCCAAGAUAAACUCCAUGAACUGAUGUCCCAACUCCAGAAUCCUAAAGAUUUUCUGCAGUUAUUUGAAAAAAACAUGAUUCCAGAGAGGAUUAUGGAGUUCCAACAUAUCAUCCCAAUAUCUGCAGUUACCAGAGAAGGAAUUGAAGAAUUAAAGAAUUGUAUAAGAAAAUCACUGGAUGAACAAGACAGCCAGGAAAAGAGUGCAUACCAUAAGAAUCAGUUGCUUAACUUAAGAAAUGCAAUAUCUUAUAGUGAGCCACCAUCAAGGCAUGCCAUUCCUAGUUCCUGAAUGGAUAUAAUUUAAACCUAUUAAAAAUGAUAGGAAUUUCUUUGGGUCAGUUUCAAAGUUUUACAUAGACAUGUAAGUACUUUUUGAGUUUUAUUACUAAUAUUUUGGUACAUGCACCAUCAAAGAUACCUUUUAACCUAUUCUUUUGUAGUUAAGGGAAUCAAGAGAAAAAUAAAAAUGAUAGUAUGUAAAUUUUUUAUCAGUCUACCCGUUAAGUACCUGGAGUAACAUCAUCCUCUGGCAUUCCUUUAUUUAUGAUGUCUCUAUUGAGAUCAUUUUUAAAAAUUAUAUAAAAGAUUUCCAUAUAAUAUUGUUAGGAUCGGCAACUAGAUUUUGUUUUGUUUUUACAGUCUAUCAUGUACGUGGUUGCUCUAAAUAUAUAAUAGUUCUGGUUGUUUGUUUUUAAAAAAGAAAAAAAAACUUUUCAAAACCUUAAACUGGAAUCUAUAUUCAGCAAUGAUCAAGAUCACAAAUAUUUAACAAAAACCAACAGUUAUACAUAUUUGUGAUUUAAGCUUUUGAUAAUUUUUCUUUCUCAAAAUUAAGAGUAUUUUUUUCUAGCUUUGGGAAAUGUCCUAGUUUGUUUCAUUAUCCAGUUUCACAAUUUAGUAAAGAGAGAAUAAGUGCAAACUUUAAACAAUAUUAUCAAUCAUUAAUAUAUUCUUUUUCCCCCAUAUUUUUGGUUACAGCAUUAUUGAGAUACAAUUCAUAUACCAUAAAUUCAUUAAAUUUGGGAAGAUUUUGACAAUUAUUUCUUUAAAUACAUUUUUGCUCCUUUUUUCUUAUUUCUUUCUGGCAUUCCCACUACGUAUUAUGUACAUAAUACUAUAUAUUCUAUAUUAUGUAAACAUAAUGGUGUCCCACAUCUCUCUGUUCUUUUUUUUUUCUCUCUUUUCUUUAGAUUGUAUAAUCUCUAUUCAUCGCUAUUCAUCUGUCUUCAAGUUUGCCAAUUCUUUCUUCUGCUGUUUCAAAUCUGCUGUUGAGCAGAUUUUUCAUUUCAAUUAUUGUACUUUUCAACUCCAGAAUGUCUAUUUGGUUCUUUUUAUAAUUUCUAUCUUUUAAUUAUUAUUCUCUAUUGGAUGAGACAUUGUUAAGGUACCUUCCUUAACUUCUCUGUGCAUAGCUUACUUUAGUUCUUUGAACAUAUUUAUGUUGGCUACUUUGAAGUCUUUGUUAAAUCUAACCUUUGAUCACUUUCACUGGCAGCUUCUGUUGCUUGCUUUUAUUCUUGUGUAUGGGUCACACUUUCCUGUUUUUUCACAUCUUACAAUUUGUUGUUGGAAACUGGACAUUUUAGAUAAUAUACUGUUGCAACUUUGGCUACUGGUCCUUUCCACUCUCCAGCACUAGUCAUUGUUUGUUUAUUUUUUUAGUGACUCACUGGAUUCUUUAAGUGAAGUCUAUUUUCCCUCCAUAGUUUGAAGCCUCUGAUGUUGCUCCUUGGCUAGUGUAGCCCUGGACAAACACACAGUCACUCUUGGAUAACAGUGAUUGAUCAGAGCUCUCUUUGUCUCUUUUCCUGACCACACCCAGUUGAUUAGCUUCACUAAUGGCUGGCUGAUUGUUCUGUUGUUUUCCAAUGCCAUUGGACACAACUUGUGCUGCAGGAUUAUCCAAUUAAAUUUGGACUCAUUUGCAGGGAUAAUUUUUGUGUUCAGUAUUUGAGGUUCUCACCCCAGGGAAGCUCUUCUGAGCUGCCUCUUUCCCUGAUUUCUCUGGUAAACUAGAUGGUUUAUGGUUUAGCUUAUAUCGUUAAUGAAUCUAUGAAUCAUCUUAAUUGCUUUUCACCACACCCUCUAUUGUUUUUGUGAGCACCUUUAGGGUUGUACUUUCCUAUAUUCUUACAAAUAAAAUCACUUUGGGAAGAGAUUUGGAGCUGUCCAUUUUAUGGGCUGCUUCUCACACUGGGCAAAAUCUCUGAGCCCAUGCUUCAAGUGGAGGUAGCAGGGUAAGGAUACAAUGGCAUGCUUCACUCUGAGUGAUCCCCCUGCUGUAGAAGCUGCGGUCUUGGUAGGGAAGGAAGAUAGCCCCUGAUCUUCUCAGCUUGCUUCUCUUGUUGGGAAACUACCACCUUAUGAAGGAGUCAGAGCAAGGGUGUUAAAGGCCCCAAUAUUCUCAGGGCAUCACAUCCAAGGGUAGGGUUGGGGGAUAGAAGGGAGCCUUCACUUCUUGGCUAUGCUUACUAGGAAUUUAGCCUCUGCAACAGGUACCUGGAGAUAGGAUGUGAAAUGCUGAUAUACUACCUCCUGGGUCUACAUCAUGGCCCAAGAUGAGAGCUGAGGGGAGAGGAUGCCCCAUUUUCAUGGUACAUUGGCCUGAAGUAGAGUUUCUGUUACACUGAGUUGGGGUGGGGGGAGGGAGUGGGUUGUGGUUAAAUGCCACAGACUGGCUACUCUCACUGAGUUUUAGUAGAUUUCCUUGAAUGAAUUUAUGCUGUAUACUGUAUAUCUAGGGAUUUUUUUUUUUUAAUUUUCACUUUUGCUUGGGAGUGAAUCCGCUGAGCUCCUCAUCUUGCUUUUCUGAAAGUGAAACUCUGUAUAAUCUUGAGAGAUUAAAAUGUCUAAAUUUCUACAUUUUUGCCUGAGUGUUGCAAAAAUACUUACAAAUUGGAUAUUUUCCCUUUGAGUUUUAUUAUGAAAUAUAUAUGUUCAUUGUACAAAAAUUCAAAUGUAUAAAAUAAAAUAAAAGUUUUCCUCUUUCUGUGUUAGGCCCCCAGUCCUACUUCCCAGAGGAUAUCAAUGUUGAUAGCUUAUGUUCUUGCAGAAGUUUUUUUAUGCAUUUUUUUUACCCAAAUGAGUUUAUUAUAUAAAUCUUUUCCAACUUUAUUUUUCUUACAUAGUAGUAGCAAGCUAAAAGACAUUUAAAAAGUAUUCUUCAAUGCUACUUUUAAAUUAUUAUAAAUUAUUUUGGAAUUUAAUGCUUACUAAGUCCUUUACAUAUGGCUAUUCAUCCUUUCAUAAGCAUUAAAUAAAAUGAUUUCAGUAAUAUUCUGGACUUAAAUUUCUUCUGAUUUCACAAUAUGAGUUACUUUUUACAAGCAUUAUUUCACUUUCAUUUGUUCUGUUUUCUGUUCCCAAUUCCCAUUCCAGUCUCUAGAUCACUGUCCUUGCAUUUCCUUUUUCUUCAUUGCACAGUAUUUAUUGAUUGUUUCCCAUGUGCCGGGCACUGUGCAGAGUGCUGCAUGUAUGGUGUUGAAGAGAACAGAUAGGACCCACUGCCUUCAUGUAUCUUACAUUCUACAGCAAAAACCGCAGGGGAUUAGAAUAGCCUGGUUCCAUUUUACAACAAAGGACGACGGCGGGGGAACAGGGAUUGGGAUUUGGACAUCUGUACUGAUCAAUGUGACCAUGUUUCAUAUUGAAUAUGUUUUAUGUUUGUAACUUUCAAUGUCAUUUCCCUGUUACCUAAAUCUAAACAACUGGCAAUGUUAGGACAAUUACAUUAGGUGAAUUUAAAAAGUUACAACGCACCAUAAUCUUAUUUUGUGCUGUGGCAAAGAUAGUAGAUGUGCACACCAUGUGCAUUGAGAAUGAAGAAGAAUUGUACCAUAUUUGCUCAGUCAAUAAUGCCCAGGAUACUACUCCCAACAAAAUGAAGCAUUUUGUUAUGUGACUCACCAAAAUGUUCUUAUUAGCAUUUUCUAGGUACUGAAAGUGCACUCUAUGUACCUUCUUCUGACAGUUGAUUUUUAUUUUAAACAA
Messenger RNA from Choloepus didactylus (southern two-toed sloth), 5118 nucleotides. RefSeq names its product GTP binding protein 10 (gene GTPBP10). Gene Ontology annotation, molecular function: magnesium ion binding; GTP binding; GTPase activity. NCBI's taxonomy places the organism in Eukaryota, Metazoa, Chordata, Mammalia, Pilosa, Megalonychidae. Bases 257 to 1417 code for a protein of 386 amino acids. Gene Ontology annotation, cellular component: mitochondrion. The record is from RefSeq and is a predicted model, not a curated record. The transcript has 10 exons.